AUGUCUGUUGAUGAUCUUAGAGAGUCUGAUGAUUUUGAGAGCUCGGAGGACGAGGCAAGUGAAAAAAUUUACAUUUCUAAACGGAAGAAGGGUGCAUGUGGUCGGUUCGUUGGCGACUCAUCAUCAAGGUCGAACAGACGACCCGAAGAGGUUGACGUGUGGACCGUUACUGGUCCAGUACCUGGUGGACCCGAGGAUGACACUGUUAUUCCUAGUUUUCUCGGACAUGUCGCUUCUCGGCUAUGGGAUGGGGCAGACAGAGGCGUGCUGAAGUGUCAGACUAGACAUGGAGCUCUUCGGAAGCUGAGACAGUGGUAUGAGACGGCCUUAGAGGAGGUCAAGGUGCUGAUAGACGGGACUGAGUUAUCACAUCUCCCAUAUAUCAUGUUUGAUCAUCUGGAUAUCCCGCUCCUUUCUGCAUUUGUGGAGCGAUGGCAGUCAGAUACAAACUCUUUUCACAUGCCAUUCAGGGAGAUGACCAUCACAUUACAUGACGUGUGGCAUAUUCUUCGCAUUCCAGUUGGUCAGCCGAAUAAGGCUCAGCUGUUGGCUUACUGCAUACAGAUUUUAGGUAUUUCACUAGAGGAUCUGGUGAGUAAGACGACCAAGCAUUUUUCCCAGGGAGGUGUGUUGAUUGAGUCGAUCAUCAGCUUAUGUAGGCGUGGCCGUACUGCAGAGAGUGGCCAUCGCAUUAGACCUGCAACCAUAUGGGAGGUACGGGAUGGAGUCUCAAAUACGAGUACAUUUUCCUUGGCCUCAGCUACACUUGCUUAUCUCUAUCGGCAACUUGGAAUCUCAUCGAGAGGAGAUUGCUCGGGUUUGACUGGUUGGAGUGCUACUGCGUCAGAGUGUUCAGGCACCCGACUUCGGUCCCUUCAAGCUCUUUUGGACCUGCUGACUGCUGAGGAGAUCACGUGGCUCCCUUUUGGCGGCGAGCCUGCUGCCAGUGUAGAGCACACUGCAUAUUAUGGGUGGAUAGCGUACCGGGACAUUGUCGAGCCAUACAUGCCUUCUAGGGUGCUGCGACAGCUGGGUUAUGUGCAGACUGUACCUGUGCCAAUUUUUCGGCCAAUAGGGGUUGUUAGGUCCUGGAAGUCACUCAAGUACUCUGUGGACAUGAGUGUGACGAUUGCGGUUGACAUGUGGAACGCUUUUCUGACCAUGUACAAGCUGCGUUGA
Mercurialis annua (annual mercury) is the source of this 1179-nucleotide messenger RNA. RefSeq names its product protein MAIN-LIKE 2-like. The transcript has 6 exons. Gene Ontology annotation, biological process: meristem maintenance; meristem development. Lineage: Eukaryota; Viridiplantae; Streptophyta; Magnoliopsida; Malpighiales; Euphorbiaceae. The coding region runs from base 1 to 1179 and encodes 392 amino acids. The record is from RefSeq and is a predicted model, not a curated record.